Morus notabilis is the source of this 1154-nucleotide messenger RNA. RefSeq names its product salicylate carboxymethyltransferase. NCBI's taxonomy places the organism in Eukaryota, Viridiplantae, Streptophyta, Magnoliopsida, Rosales, Moraceae. The transcript is spliced from 4 exons. Gene Ontology annotation, molecular function: S-adenosylmethionine-dependent methyltransferase activity. Bases 19 to 1110 code for a protein of 363 amino acids. The record is from RefSeq and is a predicted model, not a curated record. Gene Ontology annotation, biological process: methylation.
GGCAAGACUCCAAACAACAUGGAUGUGGUGAAUGCCUUCCACAUGACUGGAGGAACUGGCCAGACUAGCUACGCAACAAAUUCAUCUUUCCAAAAGAAGGCCUCAGACAUGGUGAAGCAUAUAACCCUAGAAACAGUACAAGAACUCUAUCUCACCACAACUCCAAAGAGCUUGGGGAUAGCUGAUUUGGGUUGUUCUUCUGGACCAAAUACCUUAUCCAUCAUCAAAGAUAUCAUUGAAGCCGUCCGAGCGGCGACUCGAAAAAUCAUAGUUCCACCACCAGAGUUUCAAGUUUAUCUCAAUGAUCUUCCAACAAACGACUUCAACUCUAUCUUCAAGUCCUUGCCAGACUUCUCAAGACAACUAAACAAAGAUAGAAAAGGUACUGAUCAGUCUCCUACUAUCUUCAUAGGAGCUUAUCCCGGCUCGUUUUACGGCAGACUCUUGCCCAACAACUGCCUUCACUUUGUCUAUUCAUCUUACAGCUUGCACUGGCUCUCCAAGGUUCCUCCAGAUAUAUAUGAUGAGAAUGGACAGUCCAUAAACAAAGGUACCAUUUACAUUUCUAAAACCAGCCCAUAUAAGGUUUCCCAAGCAUACUUGAAGCAGUUUCAGGACGAUUUCUCAUUGUUUCUCCGGUUGCGAUCCGAGGAGCUGAUCUCAGGAGGAAGAAUGGUGUUGAUCUUACUGGGAAGAGGAGGUCCUGAUCAUGUUGACAGAGGCAAUUCAUUCUUUUGGGAACUCUUAUCGCGAUCGUUUUCAAUAUUAGUUUCGGAGGGAACAGUCAAGAAGGAGAAGAUUGAUUCUUAUGACGUGCAUUUUUAUGCACCAUCCAAAGAGGACAUCGAAGAUGGUGUUAGACAACAGGGUUCUUUCCAAAUAGACCGGUUCGAGAUGUUCGAAAUUGAGAAGGGAGAAGAGGGGAAUGGAAGCCAUGGAAGAAGAGUGGCUAUGGCAGUAAGGGCUGUUCAAGAAUCUAUGAUUAGCCAGCACUUUGGAGAUGGGAUUUUGGACAGUUUGUUUGAGAUUUAUGGAAGGAUGAUAGAUGAAGAAAUGACUAAAGAAGAAAUUAGGCCCAUUACGUUUGUUUUCGUUCUUAGAAAAUUAUGAAUGUAAUGUACGAGACAAAAAGAGUAGCAAUUUAGAAGUACUUG